GAAGAGAAACACUUUUUCACCUUCAGUACAUCUAAAGAUUUGGUUUCUCUGGCUUGCCUGAUUGGCCAUGCAAAUUCUUUUAAGAUUUUAAGUCAACUGUGAAAACUUCCUUUUUUAAAAUCUUAUUUUUACUCUAAGAGGGUUGGUGUGUGCAACAUACUGCUAUAAGUGGGUUGUCUGAGACGCGGACAAUCAUCUUGAAAUGAGGAAGAGAACGGAGACCACUCUAACAAGUGAAAAAGUAAAAAAGAGGAAGAAAUGAAAAAGAAACUUACCUGAUAUCAAGCGUUAUACUUACACCAGAAUGGAUGCUCAGACGGUCGGGUGGAUGGUAUUUCUGGUCCUAAUAAAAAAUUUUUCUGCAUGGAAUAUGCAAGUUCCCUUUGAACUAGUGACCACAGAGCUGACAUCUACAGAGGGGUCCUGCAUUGAAAUCAAUUGCAGAGUCAUACGUGAUCUUGACGACGAGGAUGCAUACUGGUUUUGGAUGAAGGAUGCAAAAUAUAUUGACAAAGAUUAUGUUGCCACUAUUAUUUACAGCACAAAUAUCUCACAACGUCCUGUCAGUCCAGACUUUGUAGACAGAGUGCAAUAUAUCGGCUCUUCAUCUUUAAGUAGGAAAAUAAAGUAUGCAUCCUCAUCUGGGCCACUAUGUGGUAUUCUCAUCUGCAACCUGACGAAAGCUGACAACGGACAGUAUUCUUUCAGAUUUGUAGGAAAAGCAUUAUGGGCGACUAAAAAAAAUUCGACCCUCACAGUUAAAGAAAAUCCAUGCCCACUCACUUUUAUGAAACCACCUGCUGUGAACGUAUCUGACACGAUAACACUCACAUGCUCCACUUUGAGCACAUGUCUCUCAAGCCCACAAAUUGAAGAAUUGACACAGCCUCCCUUGACACAACACUCAAUGUCUCAGGGGAAACGUAAAACCACCACAGUCACAUUUACAGCCAGCUUGGAGGAUGAUGGGAAGGUGUUUUCAUGCACAACAAAGGAUAACAUGGACAAAUACUUGAUUCGGAAUAUCAGUGUAACGGUUGAAUAUGCUCCUAAAGACAUACAGACUGACAGCUCUAAAAAUGUCAAGGAAGGACAGUCAGUGACUCUCACUUGCUCUGCCAAAGGAAGUCCUCCCCCCAACCUUUCCUGGUUUAAGGAAGAAGAACUGCAGUCCUCAAAGGCAGAAUGGAACAUCCCAUCAAUUAAUGAUUCACAGAGCGGAGAAUACUAUUGUAAAGCUGAGAACAGAUAUGGAAAAAUUAAAUCAAAUCCAGUCGUUAUUAAUGUUACAUACGUGCCUCAUGUUGAGAUCGAGAUGACUCUACCUGUGUCGGUAGUUAAACAAGGAGAUAAAAUUAUUUUAAAAUGUGAUGUGAAGAGAAGUAACCCAAAACCCGGCACCUACACUUGGUUGAGAGAUGAAAAUGAAGUCGGAUGGGAGCAGACACUUGUUAUUGAAAAUAUCAGGCCUGAGGCCGGUGGCAACUACAAAUGUACAGCCACUAACAGUGUGGGUAAAGGAAUAUCAAGGCCACAUCAAAUCGAGGUUCAAUACAGGCCGAGGCAGACACGAAUUUCCAUCCCUGGCUCUCUUGGCAAAAGCGUGAAAGCUAAUAGCUUCCUCACAUUCACCUGUGACACCGAUGCCAAUCCGACCCCGAAGACUUACUCCUGGUACCGUUACAACAAAAAUAAACAGACUGACUUCCCCCGGUGGAGUUCCAAAACAACUCAGGAAAAUCAACUAAAAUUGAGUGCACAAAGAACAGAUGAAGCAUGUUACAUGUGCAACGCCACCAACGACAUUGAUACAGGGGAUGAUAGUGAGUCGUUGUGCAUAAAAAUAUUGUAUCCUCCCACCAAACCCACACUGUUGUUGGUUGCUGAGGUCACAGAAGGUCAGAGUAUCACCAUCUCCUGCACUGUUGAAAGUUUCCCUCCAUCAACUCUCACCUUAACAAGGACUCCCAACUAUAAUCAUCAGCCUUCAAUAUUUACUCACCACGAUAUUUAUUCGCAAGGCAUCAACAAACUCCACCAUACAUUUAUUGUAAAUUCAACCCACGAUGGCUUUUACACCUGCACUGCAAACAACAGUGAAGGUUCAAAUACAAGCAAGCAAAGGAAGUUGGUGGUGAAAUAUACUCCCAUAAACGUGAAAGUAGAAGGUCCGCCUGGUCUUGUUGUGAAUGAAAAUACGCUGUUGAAACUGCACUGCAAUGCCCAGUCGUACCCAUCAGUAACCUCUGUCACCUGGAUGAAGGUGACUGAUGGGAAAGAUAAAACCAUCCGGGGCUCCAAGACUCUGACCUUCAUCGUAGGGUCUGCCAGUCCCUCUGACAGCGGACUGUACAGCUGCGAAGCCCAUAAUGAAAUUGGAAGUGGAAAAUCACAGCGAGUUGAGGUUAAAGUCAGAUAUGCUCCAAAACGAAUAAACAUCUUGAGAGCACCAGUGAGGCAAGAGCAUGAUGGGAGGAGCUCUGUGAUGCUCAGCUGCAGCAGUCUCUGCUAUCCACCAGUUAACCAGUAUAUCUGGUAUAGGAGGAUAAAUGGAAAUGAUUUAAAUGUGUCUAAUCUUCAGAACUACACAGUGUUCUCAGACAAACCAGGAGUCUACUACUGCAGUGCAGGAAAUGAAAUAGAUAAAAGAUCGUCUGACCCAGUCCAUCUGUUUAACCGAGACUUUAUGAAGAUCCUGAAGUUCUCUUUUCUCUGUCUCACUAUCCUGCUCCUUAUUUUCGCAAUUUUCCUAGUUUACAGAUACAAGAGGAAAAAAUCAAUUCAACAAGGAACUAGGAAUACACAACCCUUAUUUGGUGUUUUGGGUUUGUGGAAUGGCACCGGGAGGGGGAAUCUGGGAAAUGAGACUGCCUUGGCAGAGCCUUUCAGGAGCAGAGAUGACCUCUUGCAAGACCAGUGGUGCCAUCCAGAGGCCCAAGGACACCAGCCAAAUCCAGACAGCACGCCUGCAUCCAACAUCUGCAGUGUUUACAGCACUUUGAAUCUGCCCCCCGUAAAUCAAGCUCCCACUGCAGAAAAACCCACAAGACAGCAAGAUGGACAAACAAAGGAUGAUUCUCUCAACUAUGCUUCUCUGCACUUUUGGGAUAAGCCAGAGAACAAACAGGUGAAAGCAGAAGAGGUUGCUGUGUACGCGAAGGUGUCCAGGCCAAAUCCACCUAAAAAGAGAGAACAAGAAAGGCUGGAGGACUAUGAAAACGUCAAAAUAGCACAUGUACUCAAAUCCCCGAAUCCAUUAAACGAUGACACAGACACCAGUGAAGAGGAAGUGGAGCUCAACUACACACAGGUGAGCUUCACGGCGAAGCCAGGACAUCAGACGGCCAACAGCGACUCCAGCACCUCUGACGAGGAUGACAUUCAGUACUCUGACGUCAAACUCUGACUUAGGAUAUUCUUAUCCUACUUUACAUAUACAGCCACCUUGCGCCUGAGAUAUCCUGAAUUAUGGCCAUAAUCAAUCAUAAGGGUUAGUAUGGUAAAUAAGGGUUUUAUUACUCUACAGCAGUGAUUCCCAAACAGGGGGUACGUGGAGAGCUCAACAAACUAAUUCAACUAAACUAAAAAAAAUAGAAAUUGCGAUUUAUUUAUAAAACAUGUUGGGAGUAAUGGAUAUAUCAUUCAAAUAUCAAAUUGUAAUAUAUAGCUGAAAUGAGCUAAAAGGAAUGGAUAAACCUUCAAAAAUUUUAGCUAAAAGUAAUGAAAAAAACGUUGAACUGAGCUAAAAGUAACAAAGCAGUUGAAAUGGCUAAAUGUAUGGGAUAAAUGUUUGAAAUGUCCAGACUUUUGCAACUUAAAAUGGCAGUAAUACGAAUGCAAAAUGAUACAACAAUACCUCUUUUAUAUAUUUUUAUGGUGUUAAAUAACAUGUAGUUUAUAACCCAUUCAUAA
Messenger RNA from Xiphias gladius (swordfish), 3912 nucleotides. RefSeq lists its product as uncharacterized. The record is from RefSeq and is a predicted model, not a curated record. The transcript has 18 exons. Lineage: Eukaryota; Metazoa; Chordata; Actinopteri; Istiophoriformes; Xiphiidae. The coding region runs from base 305 to 3406 and encodes 1033 amino acids.